AUGCCCGCAACCGUCUCGUACAUCUCGGUGGGCGCAGAUACAGCGAUUCCCAUCCGCAUAUUCAUCAACCGACGCAAGAUCUUGCUGCAGAAUUCGGUCGCUGUGAAUGAAAAAUCCACCAUCAAGCUCGCCGCGAUCAAUCUGAUUCGGCUCAGCAACUAUGACCUCAACAACUUGAUCGAGGAUAUUGGGCCUUCUCUUCGGGAGAUACUACUUACGGCCAGACUUGCGGAAUUGUUUCCCAAACGGGCCAUUCUGAAAACUACAAAACUUGUAAAGGAUAUUUCGCACAAUUGGAAGUGUAAAGUGAAUGUUUCGUUGGGGUACAUUGUGUCCUUGAGAUAUAACCUAGGGCGGCUUGAUCUGGCCGAGGAUGUGCAAUUUCUCUCUGAAAAAAAUGUGCUGAUUAAUCCUUUGGGACUGGCAAAGUCGGCGCUUCUACGGAAAGAAAUGAAGUUCUCGAUGUUGGGGUUGGAGGAGGACGACGAGCUGGGGUUCCAUUUGGACGACAAGAAAAGUGUGGGCUAUAAGCUUCGGCGGGUGAAUCUCAUGAACAAUCACAUUGUCGAUACGCUCGAUGUAUACGUGGUCCAUCGGCCGAAGAUAUGA
Messenger RNA from Australozyma saopauloensis, 609 nucleotides. RefSeq lists its product as uncharacterized. Gene Ontology annotation, biological process: double-strand break repair via single-strand annealing, removal of nonhomologous ends. Gene Ontology annotation, molecular function: flap-structured DNA binding. NCBI's taxonomy places the organism in Eukaryota, Fungi, Ascomycota, Pichiomycetes, Serinales, Metschnikowiaceae. The coding region runs from base 1 to 609 and encodes 202 amino acids. The transcript has a single exon. The record is from RefSeq and is a predicted model, not a curated record.